Messenger RNA from Suillus clintonianus, 777 nucleotides. RefSeq lists its product as uncharacterized. The coding region runs from base 93 to 638 and encodes 181 amino acids. The record is from RefSeq and is a predicted model, not a curated record. The transcript is spliced from 6 exons. NCBI's taxonomy places the organism in Eukaryota, Fungi, Basidiomycota, Agaricomycetes, Boletales, Suillaceae.
AUACUGAUGAGAGGCCUGUGAAGAAGACUACAUCCAAGACAAAACCUGAAGAACAACCAACCACAACGCGUCAAGUGCAACGCGCGCCAGCCAUGCUCAUUACCUCAGGACCAGCGCUCGUUGUACUUGAACCGGGAAAACAGUUAGAAGGUGGCACCCUUGUUUGGGCUAAAGCAGACACGUAUCCAUGGUGGCCUGCAGUUGUUUGGGAACCAGAUGACCCAAAGAUUCCGGAAGACGUCAGGAAGAAGAAGCCUCGAGAUAAUUCGCGUCAUAUUGUACAAUUUUUUGACCCCACAUCGUCUUGGACAUGGGUUACCAUUGGCCAUAUGUUAUUAUUGGGUGAGGAUGAUGGGGUCGACGCUUCGCUACUUUCCCCAACUUCGACGGUCCAAAAGUGGAAAACACACAGGAUUAAGAAACAAUGUCGGGAAGCUUUCCAACGCGCCUUGGCAGAGAUGGAAACGGAUGCAGAUAAACUUGCUCAUGAAACAGAAGAUCUUGCGACGGAGGUCACAAUUUCUGAUUCUUUAAAGGAGCAAGGUUCUGCCGAUGUCGAUACGGGUACUUCAGUUGAGCAAGGUUCUGCCGAUGUCGAUAUGGGUACGAUAGUUGAGCAAUUAGCAUCAGCAUCAUGAUCGAGGGCUUCUCUCUGUGCUGAUGCCCAGAUGAGGGUUCAAACCGUUCACGCAUGAAAGGUUAAUGUAUGUUAUGUAAAUUUGUCCAUAAUUGUCCAAUGAUUGGAUGCGUUUUGAAUCGCUUCGAAGUUCCCACCAC